Molecule: messenger RNA, 4823 nt
Organism: Sinocyclocheilus anshuiensis
Lineage: Eukaryota; Metazoa; Chordata; Actinopteri; Cypriniformes; Cyprinidae
Product: neural cell adhesion molecule L1-like protein
Exons: 33
Coding region: 387-4256 (1289 amino acids)
Biological process (GO): cell-cell adhesion; axon guidance; brain development
Cellular component (GO): axon; plasma membrane
Molecular function (GO): cell-cell adhesion mediator activity
Source: RefSeq, a predicted model, not a curated record
AGUCACGGAGUGCGUGAAAAAGUUUGUGAGGCUUGAGUGUUGGUGUCAUCCUGCUCAUCUCUCGUGACAGGAGCCCGCUGGACCUUAACGCCGACUGAAAUCAGCCUUGGAGUCACCUCCCUUCUUCUGGUAUUACUGGUUCCAGCUUUCCGUGAGCUGUCAGAGGUUUAUCAUUCUGCAUAUGAGUGUUUGGGCUCCAGCGAGUGGAGUUCAUGCUUGUUUGGUCUGACUGUAUUAGUGCAGGUCAGAGGAACAACAGCGUGAGAGGGCGAGGAUAUCAAAGAUCUUUUCCUUGGAGGAGUCACUGAAGAGGUCUUGCUAAAAGAACAACUUGCUGAGGGUGUUUUCAGCAUUUCUCUCACCUUUGUCUUUAUCUGCUGGCUGGGAUGAGGGGGCUUAGGAGCCUUAUUGUCGGGCUCCUGUUGGCCUUCUUUUCCACUGCCUUUGGUCUUUAUUUCCCUCCUCACGUGGAGCAGCUGCCAACCAUCACCGCUCAGACCUCAGGCUCUCUCAUUGCCUUGCCAUAUGAUGAGAACUUCCUGUUCAAGUGUGACGCCAAAGGCAACCCAAGACCUACGUACCGCUGGACGAAAGAUGGGAUGGAUUUUGACUCGCAUAAAGACUCUCGGCUCAUUAUAGAAGAAAGUAGUGGGACCUUUUUGUUACCCAACACUAAAGAAAAAACUAAAUACCAGGGAAAGUACAGAUGUUAUGCCUCAAACAAGCUCGGAACAGCAAUAUCAGAGGAAUCAGAAUUUAUUGUGCCUAUGGUUCCCAAGUUUCCCAAGGAGAAGACAGAGCCAGUGGUGGUCACAGAGGGCGAUUCGGUGGUUUUGGAGUGUAACCCGCCACAAGGCAUUCCACCUUGGCAGCUGUACUGGAUGACCAAUGAUCUUCGACACAUUGAGCAGAAUGAGAGGGUGUCCAUGGGCCUCAAUGGGAAUCUGUACUUCUCUAAUACACUGGUGUCAGAUAGCCGCGAUGACUACUGCUGUUUUGCCUCCUUUUCCAGGAUACGCACAAUCGUUCAGAAACCACGCUUGGUCCUGAGGGUCAAGCCAAGCCAGGGGGAUGAUGACAUCACAAGUGUUCAGAAGAGGAAGCCGAGCAUUUUGGUGCCCUCCAGUCAUUCAACGACAUACAUAAAAAAAGGAGAAGAGCUGGAGCUGGAGUGUAUCGCAGAAGGACUGCCUACACCGGGGGUAGAAUGGAUCAAGAUGUUGGAAAAUUUACCAACCCGUACACAAAUCAAGAACUAUGGAAAGCUUCUGACUAUAUCAAACGUCACAGAUCAGGUUGAAGGGACAUACAUGUGCAAAGCCAAGAAUGAUCUUGGUGAAGCUGAGCAUCAUUUCCAAGUUGUUGUGGAGGAGCCGCCUAGCUGGCAGGAGGAGCCAGUGAAGAGUCAGUUAGCAGAGAUUGGAUCUGACAUCCACAUCAAGUGUUCUGCUAGAGGAAAACCACAACCCACAAUCACCUGGAAGAGAAAUGGCCAGCCUCUUGAUGAUUUUCCUUCUACCAAUUACAAAGUGCUUGAUGACAGAAUAAUCAUCCUCAGAGCGGAGCAGAGAGACACUGCAGUGUACCAGUGUGAGGCCUCCAACAGACAUGGGACCCUACUUGUCAAUGCUAAUGUGCUUGUCAUGAAUCAUCCCCCUUUGAUUCUGACGCAGAAUUAUCUGGAGUACGCAACCAUGUUAGGCAAGAGUGUGAUUAUGGACUGCAGAGUCUUUAGCUCACCACCUGCCACCAUUAACUGGAGAAGAGAAGACCCAGAGGGCUCUCUAGAUGGAGAGAGAUAUUCUCUCCUGAAGAAUGGCUCCCUGCAGAUUCACAAAGUCGAGAUGGAAGAUAUGGGCCAGUACAAAUGUUUGGCAAACAGCUCCGAAGGCACCAUGAGCCUCACCACUGAACUUUUCAUUAAAGAUUCAACGAGGAUCGUAGAACCACCUCAAGACAUGAAGGUCAAAAGAGGAUCAAUGGCAGAGCUGGAGUGCCAGGUGGAGUGCGAUCCCACCCUCAGAAGAGAGCUGGAGAUCUUGUGGAUGAAAGAUGGGAUGAAUAUCCUCUCAAACUUCUCUGAAGGAUAUUUCACAGAUGAUGGAAUUCUCCAGAUUGUCAAUGUGAGCCACAGUGAUCAAGGGAAUUAUACCUGUGUUGUUCGAACAUCACUGGACCAAGAUACAGCUUCUGCAUACAUAACUGUGUUAGAUGUUCCAGCUCCACCGGUUCAACUGACGCUCUCUGAGCUGAAAGACCGCAGUGUGAGGCUCCAGUGGGUGGCUGCCAGUGAUCAUAACAGUCCCAUAACAGAGUUCAUCAUCCAGUAUGAAGAGAACCACUGGGAGCCGGAGAAGUGGAAGGAGAUUAUACGAGUUGCAGGCAGCCAGUUCUCAGCCCCCUUGACGCUCUACGGCCACAUUAACUACCAGUUCAGAGUCAUCGCUGUCAAUGCUAUCGGAAGAAGCCAUCCCAGCAUGCCCUCCAAAAGAUAUAAGACACCUCCUUGCGCCCCCGACAGGAACCCAGAAAACAUUAAGAUUGAGGGUCACCUGCCACAUCAGAUGGACAUCAGCUGGGAGCCGCUCUUGCCUGUGGAGCACAACGGUCCCGGUCUGGAAUACAAACUGAGUUACAGGCUCCUGGGUGUCGAGGACAGUUGGAAAGAACAGAUGAUGAAGAGACACUCAUUUGUGGUGCGAGACACCCAAACAUUCGUCCCUUACGAGGUCAAGAUCCAGGCCUUCAACAGCCACGGUUGGGCACCAGAACCCAGAGUGGUGACUGGUUAUUCCGGGGAAGACUUGCCCUUGGCGGCUCCUGAAGACAUAUCUGUGGAGGUGUUGAACUCUACACUGCUGAGGGUCAGCUGGUCACCGGUGCCCCAAACCGCCCUGAGGGGCCAUCUUGGAGGAUACACUGUCCACUGGUGGCAAACACAAAGUCUGUUGAACUCUAAGAGAAUUCCCUCAGAGAGACAGUCUCUCACCAUCCCUGGAAACAGGAGUCACACCAUGGUGCCGGGACUGAAGCCAUUCUCUGAAUAUAGCCUGACUGUCAACAUCUUUAACCGGAGAGGGAAUGGGCCCAGCAGCAGUCCCAUCUCUUUCACAACUCCACAGGGAGUUCCUGAGCAACCUCCCAUCCUGAGAGCCACAAACUUUCAGAAAGACUCCAUCACGCUGGUGUGGGCGCCUCCGCAUGAAACCAAUGGCUUUCUCACGGGAUACUUGCUGCAAUAUCAGACAGUUAAUGAGACUCUGGGUGAGCUGAAAUCUGUGAACAUCAAUGCACCAGAUACAACACAGUGGGUCUUGCGUGAUCUGCAGGAUGACAACUGGUAUAAGUUCUACCUGAGCGCAUGCACGCAGGUGGGCUGCGGGUCAGCCAUCAGUGAGGAAGGAGGCACCAUCUCUGAAGCGUUUACAAUGCCCAAGCAUUCAUUUCCUGAAGUUUCUACAGUCUCAGCUGAAACGUCAACAGAGAGCUAUGAACUGUCGACAUCUGAGGUGACAUCAUCUGACUUGAGACAACCUUUCUCUUUCACCUCAUCUAAUACAGACACUCCUUCUGUCAAUGCAACCUUUCCUACCUUAGUUGUGCUCAACAUAUCCACCUUUGUAAGUGACACCUCUGCAAGAAUCAGCUGGAGAACCAGAGGAGAACGUUCUGAUUCACAGCUCUAUGUUGCCAUAAUGAAUCACCGUGAUGGUAUCUGGCAGCUUUCAGAGGCUUUAAAUACAUCUAAAUGUUUCCACCUCGUUGAAGGGCUCAGCCCAGGAACUGUGUACACAGUCCGGCUGCAGGCUUCACACAGGGUUGAUGACCCUAGCAUUUUUGAAGAGGUUUUCAAGACCAGGAAAGUGUCUAGUAAACAUCUCGUGGCAUCCCAGGAGUGGUUUGUGGCGAUCAUGUGCGCAGUGGCUUUACUAACUCUGCUUGUCCUCAUCGGCUGUUUUGUACUCAAGAACAAAUUCGGCAAGUACGCAGUGAAGGAAAAGGAGGAAACUCCCGCUGAUCCUGAAGCUCAAGCCAUGGGCGAAGAAUCCCCCUGCGAGUACAGUGACAAUGAUGAGAAGCCGCUGAAGAGCAGCCAGCAAUUGUUCACAGACAUCAAAGAGGAUGAUAGCAGUGAGGACAGCUCUACGAUGUCAGAGGACGAUGGCUCUGAGUUCGACGAAGAUGGGUCAUUUAUCGGCGAGUACUCGGGGUUCAAGCGCAGGGUGUCCACAGAGGUGAACGGACACCCCCCGUGACCUCUUAAUGCUGGUUCAAUCUUAGGAACUUUUAAACAAUUUUACAGGAAACCGAAAAGCUUGUUUGUAUGAUGUGCCAUGAAUUUGCCUAAGUUUUUUAGGAGUUUGCUUUUGCGUGAAUGGCCACUUCUUUACAGUAUUAAUAUGAAGGGUGAUGACAGGUUAUAGUUCUGGCCAACAUGAAAAUUAUGCCAUCAUUUACUCAUCGCUCUGGUGUUUCAAACCGGUAUGACUGACUUUUUGAGACAUUUAGCAGAAUGUUCACGCUGCUCUUUCCUUACAAUAAAAAUAAAUGGUGACCAAGAACUGCAAAGCUCCAAAAAAGGACAAAAACAUGUCUAUACCCUUGUAAAAAAGAAGUACACUUCAACAAAUAAAAAAAAAUGUAAUUAUGGAAAUACAAUACUUUAAAAUAAUAUACUUAAGUGCAACUGACUGCAAUGUUUUGUAGUGGCCACUAUUUGAAUGUUAUUUGCAGUUAGUUUAGUAGUUAAAUUUCUAUUAAAUCCAUUUGAAUUUAAGAGUAUUUCUUGACCCACUUAAGUAGGACUUAAGUACAUCUUUAUA